Rana temporaria (common frog) is the source of this 1536-nucleotide messenger RNA. RefSeq names its product NPR2 like, GATOR1 complex subunit (gene NPRL2). Gene Ontology annotation, biological process: positive regulation of autophagy; negative regulation of TORC1 signaling; cellular response to amino acid starvation. Gene Ontology annotation, molecular function: GTPase activator activity. The record is from RefSeq and is a predicted model, not a curated record. Gene Ontology annotation, cellular component: GATOR1 complex; vacuolar membrane. NCBI's taxonomy places the organism in Eukaryota, Metazoa, Chordata, Amphibia, Anura, Ranidae. The transcript is spliced from 12 exons. The coding region runs from base 175 to 1320 and encodes 381 amino acids.
GUCAGAACUUUAGGAGGCGUGGAUGAGGGAGCGAGAGAGAGGCUUGGAACGCAGAAAGAGAUAAUGUGACCCAGGAAGAGAAACAUUGUAUCUUUUAUCACUGUAUCUUCUCUAUACUUUGUAUCUUCAUUGUGAGGAGGAUCUCCGGAUCUCUGACCGCUGUGAGGAGAGCCUAUGAUGAUGUCCAGCCGCAACAUCGAAUGUAUAUUCUUCAGCGAGUUCCACCCGACUCUCGGCCCGAAAAUCAGCUUCCAGGUACCGGAGGAAUACAUAUCGCGGGAGCUCUUUGACACGGUUCAGGUGUACAUCAUCACCAAACCAGAACUGCAGAACAAACUCAUCACAGUGACCGCCAUGGACAAGAAGCUGAUUGGCUGCCCGGUGUGCAUCGAGCACAAGAAGUAUAGCCGCAACGCGCUGCUCUUCAAUCUGGGCUUUGUGUGCGAUGCGCGGGCGAAGACGUGUGCCCUGGAGCCCAUCGUGAAGAAGCUGGCCGGGUACCUGAAGACACUGGAGCUGGAGUCAGGAUUUAUCUCCAACGAGGACAGCAAGCAGAGGUUGGUGCCCAUAAUGACCUACCUGCGGAAAGAGCUGAACACCACCGGGGAGUGCUCGCUGCCCAUAGAUGAAAGUAACACCAUGCACCUGAAGGUGAUCGAGCUGCGCGCGGCGCCCCCUACUGCCCAGGAAUAUGACGUCCCCGUGUUCACGGAGGACAAGGAAGAAUUCUGCAAUGCACAAUGGGAUUUAACCACCCAGCAGAUUCUCCCGUACAUCGAUGGGUUCCGUCACAUCCAGAAGAUCUCGGCAGAGGCGGAUGUGGAGCUGAACCUCGUGCGGAUCGCCAUCCAGAACCUUAUGUAUUACGGUGUUGUGACAUUGGUGUCCAUUUUCCAGUAUUCCAACGUAUAUUGCACCACGCCUCGUGUUCAGGAGCUCGUCCAUGACAAGGCGCUGCAGGAUGAAUGUGUGUCUUAUGUCAGCAAGCCGGGUCUGAAGCGGCCGAGUCUCCGUGACGUCUUCCAGUUAUACUGCGGUCUCAGUCCCGGGACUACUGUGCGCGACCUCAUCGCCCGGCAUACGCUGCAGCUUCAGAGAGUGGAUGAGCGAAAACUCAUCCAGUUCGGUCUGAUGAAGAACCUGAUCAGAAGACUCCAGAAGUAUCCCGUAAAAGUGUCCCGUGAUGAGAGGAGCCCCCCCGCCCGCCUGUACACCGGGAGCCACACCUACGAUGAGAUCUGCUGCAAGACGGGGAUGAGCUACCGGGAGUUGGACGAGAGGCUGGACAGCGAUCCGAACAUCAUUGUGUGUAUGAAGUGAGGUCCGAGGGCGGCGAACGCCUCAAUGCUCAGGAAACGGAACCCUCGACACUGCUGGGAGGGGGGAGCUGACUCCUGCAGGACUGCAACCUGGGAAACUGCCCCCCGCCCUCCAGUGACCAAUGUGGGGGGGGUCCUUUUUUAUUGUUCCGUACAGUGUUUGAAAAAAAUGAAAGAAGUCGAUUGGUUGCCAUUGAUGUCGACACAGUUUUUUUGA